UGAGCACUUGAGAAUAGAAAUUGAAUACAGAUUUAUUCAACUAAUUAUAUUCGGAUAUGUACCAAACAGUUUAUUUUUACAUUAUUCAACAGUUAUUAUUAUUUACCGCGAGGGUAGAGCCAUUAAGCGGUCAAGAAAUCGUAGCAGCUAAUGAUCUAGAAUUUCCAUUCAUGGCAUCUAUUCAAGAUAACAAUGGAUACCAUUUAUGUUCAGGAGUACUUAUUGCGCACCUCCUCGUUAUAACAGUUAAGCAUUGCCUAGAAAAUAAAAUACUAGGGAAUAUCCGAAUUGCAUUUGGGAUGACCGAUUUGCAACAAACUUUUCAAAUGUGUAAAAUAUCCGGAUAUUACACCUACGAUGAUUGGGCUGCUAGACUACAUCUGUCGGAAGGAAGUGAUACAGAGAAUAUUGCUAUGGUAAAGUUAGUACGACAACCUCUCACUGCGGUCCCCGUUCAUUUGAGCAAAUUCAAUAAACAACAAGUUCAAGGAAAAACGGCGAUGAUUUUAGGAUGGACUCGACUUCAAAAUGCCGAACCAUUAACAAAAGGAAUCGUAAAUAUUUUAAAGGAUGAAGACUGUUCAAAGAUGAUGAGUCGAAUAACUAAUAAAAAUUUUUAUAUUAGUUCAAAAACAAUAUGUACCUUUGCCGAACCUUAUGUUUUAUUAGAGAUCGGAGAUAUUGGAGGACCAUUGUUAGAUCAAGAUGGAGGCCUUUUGGGUAUUAAUUUUUACAGUGGUCCGGGAAGUUCUUUUUCUUGGGGGAAUUUCACCGACGACUUUAUACAAAAAUAUCAAGUGAAUCAUCAUUGUGAUCUCACUCAUUCUAACAUGCGACGUUUUGUUAGAGAUAUAUCGAUUAAUUAUUAAACACUAAUGUUUUCUGCAAAAACGCUUUUAUAAGCCGAGUGUCACGAUGUUUAUCAAUAAAAGUUGAUUGUAUGAAGUUAAUAUGUGACGGUUUGCGUACUUUAACAAAUCUUUAUUAGUUAAACAAUAUAUUUAACAACUUAAAUAAAAAUAUUCAUAUUUGUAUCAGUACAGGCAUGUGCAGUAAAGAAGUCAUAA
Messenger RNA from Phymastichus coffea, 1067 nucleotides. Its product is annotated as chymotrypsin B-like. The coding region runs from base 57 to 869 and encodes 270 amino acids. Gene Ontology annotation, biological process: proteolysis. Gene Ontology annotation, molecular function: serine-type endopeptidase activity. The record is from RefSeq and is a predicted model, not a curated record. The transcript is spliced from 4 exons. Lineage: Eukaryota; Metazoa; Arthropoda; Insecta; Hymenoptera; Eulophidae.